Messenger RNA from Triticum dicoccoides, 3825 nucleotides. RefSeq lists its product as uncharacterized. Gene Ontology annotation, molecular function: RNA binding. NCBI's taxonomy places the organism in Eukaryota, Viridiplantae, Streptophyta, Magnoliopsida, Poales, Poaceae. Bases 84 to 3365 code for a protein of 1093 amino acids. The transcript has 3 exons. The record is from RefSeq and is a predicted model, not a curated record.
GCUGCUGGUCGCCCCCUUGCAAGCGCAGGCGUGCGGCUGUCUGUACGUGUGUAGUAUUAGGAGUUUCUUGUGUGUCUAAGGGAAUGUCUGCCUCAGAAAACCAGGCUGCUGAAAUCAACAACGAAACUGAUGACAGGAAGGGAGACCGUCCAUGGAACAUCAUACGUAUACGUUUACCACCGAGGAAGAAGUUGCCUGACGCCUCCCUCACCCUGAGCAAGAAAGUACCUAGGAUUAACAAAACCGGAAGUAAGGAAGUACCUGAAAUGAGUACCGACAGCCCAGGAAAGAAUCUGAUAACUGCUCCAGUACUGGGUGAGGCAAGCAGCCAUUCCCCAAGAAUGGGACUGUGUAAUGAGGGCAGUAGCAACACCCUGAGCAAGACACUGUCUGCUAAACCUGAGAGUGAUACCUCAGGCAGCAAACAACCAGAUGAGGCAACUUACAGCACCCUGAGCAAGAACCUAAAAGUCGAUGAUAAAGAGCAAGGAAGUGAUGCAAACUGUUAUGCGGCUAAACAGGGACCGUAUGAAGAGGCCAACAACAAUAUCUUAAGCACGAUACUUCCUCUACCAGGCAAGAAUCUGAUAACUUCUCCAGUACAGGGUGAGGCAAGCAGCCACUCCCCAAGAAUGGGACUGUGUAAUGAGGGCAGUAGGAACACCCUGAGCAAGACACUGUCUGCUGAAUCUGAGAGCGAUACCUCAGGCCAUAAACAUCCGGAUGAGGCAACUUACAGCACCCUGAGCAAGAACCUAAGAGUUGAUGAUGAAGAGCAAGCAAGCGAUGCAAACUGUUAUGCUGUUGAACAUGGACCAUGUGAAGAGGCCAACAACAAUAUCUUGAGCAUGAUACUUCCUCUACCACUUCAGGAAUUACCUGAAAAUCAUAUAGACAACAGCCCAAGCAAGAACGAUAUAACCCCCGGAAUGCAGAAUGAUGAGGAACAUAACAACUCCCCAAGAAGGAAACUGCAAUAUGAUACUGACAACAAAGAAGAUGAAGAGGGUAACAACAGAAGCUGGAACCUCACAAUCACCGCUGGGAAGUAUGAGGAUGUUGUUGAAGAAGCUCACCACCACAUUCCCACCAAGAAGGUUGAAAACAAUUCCCCAAGCAAUUCACCAACUGAUCCAGCCAAACAAAUUUCCCCACACAAGAGGCUGCCUACCUCUUCAGUACAGGCUACUGGUACCAGCCGGAACACCCCGGGAAUGAAGCUUUCUGCUUCCGUUUGCCAGGCUGUGGAGCAAAAUACCAAUGCUGCGAACACGGAGGUCACAAAGGAGUUUCAAGAGUUUGAGGAGAAGAUCAAGCGAACUGUAUUUCUUGUCAAUCUUGACAACCUCUCUCACCAAGCUACAGAGGUUAAGAGCAACCCAAGCAGGACCCUAUCAACCACUGCUAUGGAGUGUGAGAUGUUUGAAAAUGCUAACCACACCAUUCCUAGCAAGAAGCUUUCUGAUGUGGCAAGAAACAAGGCCCCAAGCAAUAUAUCAACUGAUCCAGCUAAGAAAAGAACCCCACGCAAGAAGCCACGCACCUCUGCAUUACAGACUACUGAUACCAGCCAGAAUGCAUUUGGAAUGAAGCUUCCCAUUUCUGAUGGCCAGGCUGUUAAUCAAAGUAAGAGUGCUGCAGAUUUGGAUUCCAUAAAACAGUAUCCUGAGGACAACAAAUUGAUUACUGACAACCAAGGCAAGAAUGUGAUGACCACUCCAGCACAUGGUGAGGCAAGCAGCCACUCCCCAAGAGUGGGACAUUGUAAUGGGGCCAAUAGCAACACCUUUAGCAAGACACGGUCCGCUGAGUCUGAGAGCGAUACCUCAGGCAACAAACUACCGGAUGAGGCAAAUGACAAUAUCCUGAGCAUGAACCUAAGAGUCACUGCUGAAGAGCAAGGAAGUGAUCCAAGCAGUUACGCUGCUCAACAUGGACUGUGUGAAGAGGUGAACAACAUCUCGAGCAUGAUGCUUCAUCUUCAACUUCAGGAAUUGCCUAAAGAUCAUAUUGACAACAGCCCAAGCAAGAGCCUUACAACAACUAGAAAGCAGGGUGAGGAGGAACAUAGCAACUCCCCAAGAAAGAAACUGCUCUACAAUACUGACAAUAAAGUAGCAGAUGAAGAGGGUAACAACCCAAGCUGGAAUCAAACGAUCACCGCUGUGAAGUCUAAGGAGGUGUUUGAAGAAGCUAAUCAUCCCAUUCCCAGCAAGAUGCUGUCUGGUGAGGCUAAAAACAAUGGCCCAAGCAAUAGACCAACUUAUCGAGCUAACAAAAAUGCCCCACACAAGAGUUUGUGUACCUCUUCAGUACAAGCUACUGGUACCAGCGGGAAGACCCCUGGAAUGAAGCUUUCUGCUUAUGUUGACCAGGCUGUGGAGCAAAGUACCAGUGCUGCAAACAUGGAGGUCAUAAAGGAGCAUCAAGAGUUGGAGGAGAAGAUGAAGGAAACUGUAUAUCUUGACAACCUCUCUCACAAGGCUACAGAGGUUAAGAGCAACCCAAGCAGGACCCUGUCAACCACUGCUAUAAAAUCUGAUGUGUUUGAAAAUGCUAACCACACCAUUCCCACCAAGAAGCUGUCUGAUGUGGCUAGAAACAAGGCCCCAAGCAAAAGAUCAACUGACCCAGCUAAGAAAAUCACCCCACGCAAGAAGCCGCGCAGCUCUGCAGUGCAGGCUACCGGCACCAGCCAGAAUACAUCUGUAAUGAAGCUUUCCACUUCUGAUGGCCAGGCUGCUAAUCAAAGUAAGAGUACUGCAGAGUUGGAAGCCAUAAAACAGUAUCAGGAGUUCGAGGAGAAGGUCAAACGAACUGUAUACCUUGACAACUUGUCUCACCAGGCUACAGAGGCAGUCAUAAAAACAGCUUUGAGUCAAUUUUGUAGUAUCAGAAAGGUUAGUUUUGUUGUGAACUACACCAUUCCCUACAAUAUUCCUCAAUCUGCAUUAGUAGAGAUGGAAACUGAGAAGGAUGCUGAAGUUGUGGUCAGUAUGCUGCAUGACUUCCCUUUUAUGAUCUCUGGAAUUCCAAGGCCUGUUAGGGCGAAGCAUGCUACAGCUGAGAUGUUCAAUGAUCGCCCCCGGAGACCUGGGAGUAAGUUAAAAUUUCGCUGGGUGGGCCACAGAGAUCCUGAUUAUGAGAUUCUAAAAAAAUCGAAGAUACUCUCCAGGAGACAUGUGGUGGAGAACUUUGCACUAAUUGAGCAUGAACUAGAUGAGGAGAAAUCGCUAGCAGAGCAGCAGCAGGAGAAUCUGAACUGCAAUCGCAAGAUGUUGGAGACCAUGGACAGCGUCAUUCUGUCUGGCAUGACAAACUACAUAUCUAAAAUUUAUAGCGUCAAUUGGAACGAUGUGUUCUGAAAAUGGCUGAAUAUUAACGGUGCUCUUUAAGCACAGCGUUGGUACUAAUCUCGUAAGUGCCUGUACCAUCUGGUUGAAGUGUGAUCUAACCUCCGAAUCUGAGAGUUGGAUGGUUGGACUGUGGCCGUUUUAUUUUGUGAAACAGAUGGCAUUGAUGUCGCAUACUUGAACAUGGAGGACCUAGGGUCUGUGGAACUUGACCUCAGGAAGUAGUCAAUUUAUUGACAUUGUAAAGUUUAUGUUCAUGCUCAACGUCAUUUGGAGUAUUAUAAUCCUUAUGAUCAUGUUACAGCGACAAAUCUCCAUUUUAAGGGCUUCUUAGGAGAUUUUCAAAAGGUAUUUUAGAUAGGGUUGCAAGCCGCAGCCCACUUCCAGUUUUUGAGUGUCGAUGUCCAAGACAUAUGAGGAGUUUAGUGCUUCAAGUUCAUUGCUACAAAAGGAAAAAGUUCAUUUUGUAUUA